Messenger RNA from Fonsecaea erecta, 987 nucleotides. RefSeq lists its product as hypothetical. The coding region runs from base 1 to 987 and encodes 328 amino acids. NCBI's taxonomy places the organism in Eukaryota, Fungi, Ascomycota, Eurotiomycetes, Chaetothyriales, Herpotrichiellaceae. Gene Ontology annotation, molecular function: protein dimerization activity. The record is from RefSeq and is a predicted model, not a curated record. The transcript has a single exon.
AUGGACGUCAUCAUCCCCCAACCAGACUCCAUGGUGGACAUGGACGACUGGUACAACUAUCCCUUGUCCACAGCUGACAUGACUGAGUCGUUUGUGGGAUGCUCGUCGAAUCCUCUUGCGUCCUACGGCCAGUCCAUCACUGCCAACUUCACCCCAUCACCACAAUACUUGAACAGCCAAGGAACACAGUAUCCCUGGAACACGAUUGACACGAGCAUGUUCUAUCAAAAGACGCCUCCAGAAUCGAUGACCACUGCUGGCACAUCUUUCGCACAGUAUGUGCCAGAUCCCACGCCAUGCUACAGCUCAAACGGUUUCUUCGGAGGAUACACCGGCGAGGACGAAGCCGGAAACAGCGAUUCCAGCUACGAUUACCGGGUGCCGGAUCUCGAGCCGUCACUUUCAGAUUCCGCGACCUGUUCAGAAACCGAAGACUGUGCGAUGACAUCAACGACCACGCAGCAAAGAUCUCAGAACCCGAAGACGCGACGUGGCCGGAGCCGCGAGAAGCGUGCGACCCAGUCAAGAAAAGCCACGGCUCGAGAGCAGAAGCACGCCUCCUCCCGAGUCUCCAGGCUUCAACGGACCAGCUCGAGCGACGGCGAGGAUCUCGCGCACACGCUCGCCAAGCAGACACACUCGGCGAUCGAGCGCAAGUACCGCAACAACCUGAAUGCAAAGAUGUGGCAGCUCCACCGCACGUUGGAGGGCACGAGCUGGAUGUCUUCUACCAGCACCACCACCACCAGCAGUGACGACAACAGUGAUGCGCCACCGCAGCGGCAGGGCGAGCAGCAGCCGCCGCGGAAGUCAGACAUCCUCAGCAACGCACUCCAGUACAUCGACGAGUCCGAGCUGGAGAUGCGGCACAUGUCGGACGAGAUCCAGCGGUUGACGAGCAGGCUGGCGGCGCUGCAGCGCUUGGUCCGGUGUGGGGGCGACUGUGACGCGCUGAAGCAGAUAGUUCAGAUGAAAAUGGCAUCGUAG